Nelumbo nucifera (sacred lotus) is the source of this 1290-nucleotide messenger RNA. RefSeq names its product peroxidase RIP1-like. The record is from RefSeq and is a predicted model, not a curated record. Gene Ontology annotation, molecular function: peroxidase activity; heme binding. NCBI's taxonomy places the organism in Eukaryota, Viridiplantae, Streptophyta, Magnoliopsida, Proteales, Nelumbonaceae. Gene Ontology annotation, biological process: hydrogen peroxide catabolic process; response to oxidative stress.
AACACACAGGAAUUAACUUCAAUUCCUAGCAGCUACCUAGCUCAUCUCUGGUUUAUUAAUUUAUAUAUCGCCAAUCGCCAUGGCUGCUCCUGCUGCUAACAGCUACUCUCAGAUCUGCUUCAUUGUGGUACUUGCCACUACUGUUGUGCUCCCUUCAUGUGCACAGCUCUACCCUGACUUCUAUGACAAAGCGUGUCCUCAGGCCCUGCCAACCAUCAAGAAGAUUGUUGAGCAGGCUAUUGAACGCGAGCCACGCAUGGGAGCAUCUUUGCUCCGUCUCCACUUCCAUGACUGCUUUGUCAAUGGCUGUGAUGGCUCGCUUCUUUUAGACGAUACCCCAGACUUCACCGGGGAGAAGACGGCAAAUCCCAACAGGAAUUCUGUUAGGGGCUUUGAGGUGGUAGACGAAAUCAAGGCAGCUGUUAACUCGGUUUGCUACGGCAACGUGGUGUCUUGUGCUGAUAUCUUAGCUGUUGCAGCUCGGGAUUCUGUAGCUGCGUUGGGAGGUCCAUCAUACCAAGUGUUAGUGGGAAGAAGAGACGCCAAGACUGCAAGCAAAAACGAUGCCAACAACAACAUCCCAGCACCUACGCUGGAAUUCCAGGGCCUCCUCUCCAAGUUUCAGGCACAAGGGUUGGGGCAGGAGGACCUUGUCGUGCUCUCCGGUGCACAUACAAUUGGUCUAGCUCGAUGUGCCACCUUCAGGGAUAGGAUCUACAAUGACACCAACAUAGACUCCGGCUUCGCCGGCGAAUUGCGCAUGAAAUGCCCACGAUCCGGAGGCGACAACAACCUUCAGCCACUCGACGACACCUCCACAAGCUUCGACACCGAGUACUUCGAUGACUUGCUGGAACAGAAAGGUCUUCUUCACUCGGAUCAACAACUCUUCAAAGGUGAUGGGAGUACUAGCGACGGUUUGGUGAGGUACUACAACGACAACCCAACAGCUUUCUGGGAGGAUUUUGGUGUUUCCAUGAUCAAGAUGGGGAAUCUAAAGCCUCUUACUGGAACUAAUGGAGAGAUCCGGAUGAACUGCCGGAAAGUGAACUAGCCAACUAGGUGUAUCAUCCAUCAUUUGGGUUUACGAUUUUCAUGCUCCUCCUCAUCAUUAGAUUAUUAUAUAAUGUAUGUUUCCCAAUUCCCAAUUCCCAUGCAUUCAUGUGUUAUGUUGUUAUCUUAUCAUCAGUAAAUGUCUUCCAUUAAUGUAUUACGUUGAUCUACGGUUAUAUGUAAUAAUCUCAUCGUAUAUAUACCAGUUAGCUCUUCAAACAGGCUGGUGCAUUCCUC